UCAUGUGCCAACAUUUUUGCUCCGUUACUGACAUGAUACAGAUCGAAGCUAAGGAUCAUGAGAGAGGAAAAUAUGUAUAGGCCUAUUGAACAUGUAAUCGGGAUAUGCUUGGUUACUGUGAAUUGAUUGUCGUUUCCAAUGUCUUAUACGGACGGUACGAUCGAACAAAUUAUGGCGAACAAUGUGAACCCAAAUAUAGGGAAGCAUCCUAAAGAAGGAUGGCGGUGGAACAUAAAUACGGACGACUUCCCUUCCGUCAAGCCCGCUCUUGCUCCCUACACACAGUUAUCCCUGACAAUUACAUACAUAUGUUUGUACGGAUUUCUGUUUAUAUUUGUGCUCUGUCAGCUGUGGAUGAUUUGGUACUACAGACAUAAACGGUUCAGCUACCAGACAUGCUUUCUAUUUACCUGUUUGAUUUGGUCAGGAUUACGAACAACCUUAUUUUCCUUUUAUUUCAAUAACUGUAUCCAAGCCAACAGUCUGCCCUUGUUUCUGAACUGGUUGUUUUACUCUUUUCCUGUGUGUCUUCAGUUCAUCACAUUGUGUCUACUUGUUCUUUUCUUUGGCCAGGUUGUUUUUAAGGCCAGAGCCAAAUAUGAACCCAGUCGUUACAAGAUUCCAUUCCGUGUGGCAAUGGCUGUCAUUGUGCUGAUUUUCGUAACAACCAAUGUGUCUAGCGCCAUUUUGAUUCAUCACCAGAGGCAGAACUAUCACUCUCUUCCUCUGUAUAUUCUUGUUAUUCGUGUCAGCAUUAAUGGAACUCUAUUUCUGUUAGCAGCCAUUGUUUUGUCUGUCUGUAUCUACAAAAUGAGGACUAUGUCUUCCUCUAAUGUGAUAUUAGAAGCUAAGGGAACAACAUUAUGUCAGUCACUGACUGUCUCCAGUUUAAUCAUUCUACUGUAUGCCUCUCGUGCCAUAUACAACAUUCUAGCUGUUCUUUUAAUCAACAAGAUUCCAAGUUUUGGAUAUGGAUGGUCAAAUGUUACUUCACAGGCAGAUUUGGUGGACCUAGAAGGUGGAUAUGCAUUUAUUACGUUUGGAAUCAUCCUCUUUGUAUGGGAGUUUUUACCUACCUUAGUGAUAGUGGUCUUUUUUCGUGUUAAAAGACCACAAAAUAAUCUAGACCUUGUGGACUUGUCUAGUCACAGUCAGAGCAGCAGACAGUACUUCUUUGACAACCCACGUCGCUAUGACAGUGAUGAUGACCUCAGCAGAGCUGACAUGUCUAGAAGUAUCAACUCAUAUCAACCCAGCACAGGGCCAGGAACCCCAACCAGAAGUACACCUAGAGGCACCCCAAGGUUAUAUGGCUCAAUACACAGUGCUGCUGGCAGCUAUACUAACAAGUUUGGAGGCUUCAACUCUUCUCCUGCAGCAGCCACUAAUGAUUAAAGACAGUUAAAUUCUUUCAAGUCCAUUUAUAGAGAUCAAAGUUAUAUCAACUUUUUUUUAAUGAAUGAAAUUACAAAAAUUAAAAAGAAUGGAUUUUUUUCUCCAAAUAUCAUUGAGUGCGAAAUUAGUUUGUCCUAAAUGCAUUAAUGCAGUUUGGACUUCAAUUUGUACAUGAAAUUUUGAAACUAUAGAUAUAUGUGUGAUUGAUGUGAAUGUAUAAAUUUAUUCUGUACCUUUUUAGCUCAUCUGAUCAAAUUUGUACAGCAUUUUAUGUAAUGUCACACUAUCUAUCAUUCACAUCAUUUCAAGGAAGGGUGUCACUGAAAAGAAGCCAAUUUGUUUUAAUAAGUAUUUUGAGAAUUGACCUCAAAAUAAUUUUUUUCAUGAAUUCAUGGGUUCCCCCAAAUUUUUCACUAACCGUACAUAUUUUGUUGUACUUUGACUUGUAAAAAAUUUUUCGGGGGUGCUAAUAGUAAGUUUUAUACACAUGAAGGAUGGCAGAAUAAUAACAAUAAUAGCUCUUUAUAAGAGUUACUAAGCUGCAAAAUUCAACUGCAAACAAACCCAAAAUUUAAUGCAUUUAAUUUAUUUCAUUGGGUGGAUGAUUAUCAGGAUUCAGAAAAUUUUAUAAGCAUAAAGAAACAGAUUGCUCACAUGUAAGCUGUACUUGAGUUCUCCAGUGUGGCCAGGUAAAAUUCAUGUAUACUGGUAGUUUUAUUAUUAAAUUUUUGUCAUGAAAAUCUUUGCCUUGCCUUUUUGACCACUCUGUGAUAUAUACACUCUGUGCGAGUUCUUAUCAAGCUUUGGAUUGCUGAGGUGUGAGGAGUACAGGCUACAAUUAUCUGUGUUGCUUUGCGUAUUCAUUAUUUAUUCAUUGCUCUUUGUCACAUGUGUCAAUGACUGACGAUGGGGUUGAUACAUGUUGUACUGCACAUGUAAUCCCGGUAUAAUGUACUAAUUAAGUAUUAUUCAUUGUAUCACUGACAAAAUUGACCAGAAUUUUUUUUUGGAAAUGUUAAGGUUUAAAGAAAAAAAAAACAACCUGUAAGUUAAGAGGAUGGAAUGGUCAUUUUAGACUAUAUAGUAUAUUUAUCUCCUUGAGAAGAAAAAAAUUGUUUAAAAAAAAAAAUUGAGAUUUCAAACCUUAGGUAUAUUGAAUUUUUCUUCACCAAGUAACAGCUUAUGCCUAAAAAAUCAUAUCUUUAAUUUUAAUGUUUUGUUGACCAUCCAUCCAUACUGAAUCAGAUUGAUUGUAUUAUGUUGAAUUCAUAAAUAUUUGGCAGAUUUGUUAAUAAUGAUAUCUGGGAAUUAAGGUCAAGGCUUUAUGUUGUGAAACACUGAAUUGACUUUCAUGUCAUUUUUGUCUUUCAUUAAGUUUUAAUUAUUAUUGUGGUUGUGUUCUUUGGUGCAAUGUAGUGCUUAUAGAAUAUAAUUAUAUACAUUCUCUUUGAUGUAAAAUAUCCCUUCUAGAAUCAUUCCUCAUUUUUUAUUUUAUUUUUUAUUUUAUUUUUUAAGUACAUGUAGAUAGAUUGAAUAACAAUUUACAGCAUUUGUCACUAAAAAUAAUUUAAGAAUAAAUGAGAUUUAGAAUUAAA
Molecule: messenger RNA, 2990 nt
Organism: Magallana angulata
Lineage: Eukaryota; Metazoa; Mollusca; Bivalvia; Ostreida; Ostreidae
Product: G protein-coupled receptor 137Ba-like
Exons: 7
Coding region: 139-1395 (418 amino acids)
Biological process (GO): positive regulation of TORC1 signaling
Cellular component (GO): lysosomal membrane
Source: RefSeq, a predicted model, not a curated record